UACUUACUUCAAUACUUCCGUUCAUUCACGUCCUUCAGGCUUCUCACUGCGCACUAUCACCGUCUGACCUGGGGCGGGGUAGCUGUGGUCAUCAAUCAGCAUGGCUGCAACAGCGAAGGAUCCGCCUCUCGGCGCGCAGGUCGAGGUCCCGUCCGGCCGCGGGAUCGUGCGGUUCUGUGGAACGACCUCCUUCUCCCAGGGCAAGUGGAUAGGUAUCGAGCUUUUCGAGCGGAAUGGCAAGAACGACGGGAUCAUCCAGGGUAUCAAGUACUUCACGUGCAAGCCGAAUUAUGGUGUCUUCGUGAGGCCGAGCCAGGUCAAGGUCGUCGCGGUCGAGCCGCCGCCUGUAGCUGCUCCUAUAGCGGCGAGACCAGGGCUCGGACAUGCAAGAACAGGGAGUACAGGUUCUGCACGAGCACGCCUGACUCCUGCAUCUCCCGGUCGGACCGCUCCCUCAUCGCCAGGACCCCAGCGCCUCGGCUCACCAACGAAGCGCACUAGUACACUCUCCCUUAAUUCUCGCGCCCCGCUGUCGCGGAGGUCCUCUAUCAACCCGGGAGCUAGCCCGACCCUCCACCGCCAGGGCAGCUUCGAGUCUGCUGCUGGAGAUGCUCCGGCCAAGCUCUUCCCGAAAGGUCUCGCACCGUCGCCCAUGUCGGUGUCCGGGCACUCAGUCCAGCCUCCAUCGUCCCUACGCCGUGUCUCCGGGGACUCUCCAGAGCCACUGUCUCCCGUCGUAAUUCAAGAGCCAGAGCGACCAAGUACACCAGUCAAACCUUCAGCGCCACCACCACCAGACGACGAGUCACAAGAGCUCCGCGCCAAGAUCCGUGUCCUGGAGGCGAAGCGCGCCGACGACGCGCGGCACGUCCGCGAGCUCGAGACGCGCCUGGCAGAGGCCGAGUCCUUCGUCGCGCUCCGCCCGAAACUGCAGGCGAAGCUCCAGCAGCAGCAGACAGAGCUUAUCGCGACGCGCCGUGAGCUCGCAGACUCCCAGCAGCUCGCGUCGCUCGCGGACAACCGCAUCGUGGACGCGCAGGAGCAGCUGGAGAUGGCGAUGUUGGACAAGGAGAUGGCCGAGGAGAGGGCGGAGCUGGCCGAGGCGGAGCUGGAGGAGGUGAAGGAGAAGCUCGCGGUGGUGGAGGUUGAGCUGCAGGUGGUGAGGGAGGGCGGAGGCGAAGGCGAAGGCAACGGUGGAGAGAACAACAUCAAGCAGUCUCUGGCUUACGUGCAGCUGGAGAGGCAGAAUGAACGUCUCAAGGAAGCACUCGUCCGUCUACGCGAUAUCACGUCAGAGAGUGAGAUCGAGAACCGCAAGCGGAUCGCUGAGAUGGAGAAGGACGUCGGUACUCUUGACGAAUUGCAAGCGCAACACGAGGAGGCACUCUAUAAGUUGACCAACGCCGAGGUGCAGCGCAACCUCAUGCUCGGCGAGAAAAUCGAAGAAAUGCGCAUUACCAUCGAGGACCUAGAGGCGCUCAGGGAACUUAACGAUGAGCUCGAGGAGAAUCACGUCGAGACGGAGAAGUCGAUGCAGGAGAGAUCGGCAAAAGAGACGCUGAUUCGGGAGCAGGCAGCCAAGAUCGCCUCCCUCGAGGAAGCGUGCCAGGACCUCGAGGGUACUAUCGUCCGGUUCAGGGAACUGGUAAUGCAGCUCCAGACAAACGCAAAAUGCCCACAAGAAUCCGUCACGGCAGCCUCACAGACAGCCGCAAUGAUGUCGCUCAACCUUAACUGCAGUCCAGCGCCUCCAAGAAUCAGGCCGCCACAUCGACCUCGAGAUCAAGCGCAUCGAGCCAAGGAGGCUCACGAGCUGCUCAGCAUCAUACAACCGUACCUACCGCAGGUCUAUGUCGAGUCGGACACGGAUGCGACAAGCUGUUACCUGUUCUUCCAGCGGCUGGCGCUGAAGUUGGACCUCAUCAACACUGUGGCUGCUCAGAACCAUAACCUGCCCGAGUCUCUUAACGGAGCUGUGUCUAGCGUGCUUGUGGUGUCUAUGCGAGGACGCCUGUCCAGCUUGUCCACGAUUUGCAAACGAUUUGCCUCGGUCCUGCGCCGAUGCGACAAGCGCAUAGACAUGCAUAUCGAUCUGCUUCGUCGCGAAGAGUUCCGGGACGUGGAAUGUGUGAACGAUGCAGCGAAGAUGCAGGCCCAGUUUGAUCAUUUGGCGGAGACGUAUUUCAACGGCUACGAGUUCGACCUGGGCGAGCGUGAACAUGGCAUGGCCCUCGCUUGCGAUCAUGACUUCGAAUUUGCGGCUAUCUUGAAGGACGAAGAUGUCGAGGUUGAUCUUGGUGAACUGGAACCGAACGCUGUGUUCUUCGAGCCAUUGCAACGGCUGCUCGACCAAUCAAGAAGCGCCCGGAAACUCACAAAGAGGCUGGAGGACCUCACGCAAGAUUCAUCGGCGUUGAAAGCGCAGUUUGUCUCCCAGCUUCAAGGUCUAGCGAACCUCACUCCUGAACUCGUCAACUUCGGUUUCUCUCUUGCGCAACUAGUUAUGCCAUAUCUCGGCGAAGUUCGUGGGGAUAAGACACCGUUCAAGCUAUCGAGCGUACUGGCGUUCGUGCAGCAGACUGCAAGAGCCUCUGUUGGGCAAGGUCGGAAAGACGACGUUUCUUCUUGGGAGUCGGUCGCGGACUUUAUCACCCAGGUCAGCCAGGAGGCGAACAAGUUGCUUCCUGCGGCGGUGGAGAACGAGAAUGUGCUCAAGAUCUCUGGCACUUCCCCUUGGGUUGUCCGCGUCGCGGAUAUCAAGGCUGCCACCGCCAUCAACGUCGAAGCCGAGCGCAAGGUCGCGCAGCUCAACGACGAAUUGCAGGCUCUCGCGCGCACGCUCCGGACGCGCGACCAGCAGAUCCAGGAGUCGGACGCCCUUGAGCAGGAUAAUGCCAAGCUCAAGGCCGCGGUGACUACCACAGAGAGUAAACCCACUGGACCUCAGCCGGCAGAGCAAGAGACGGUUGCUGUCGAAGGAAGCCUCGAAACUUCAUAUCUGCUCGAGCAGAUCGACGCUCUCCGCGGCACUGUCCGCUACUUCCGUACGGAGAACUCCUACCUCAAGGGCCAGGAUCUGCUCCGGGAGAUCGAGUCGUUACCACCGUUACGCGAGCCCGUCAGCCGCGAGCCAACGCCACCGCUCGUACCCUCGACGCUCUCUGAUUCCGAGGACUCCGACUCGGACGAGCCGCCCCCGCCGACCCUCCGCACGCUCACGGCAGAGUCCAAGCUUCUCUACCGCGAGGUCAUCAACUACACCUCGUCCCCGCGCGUGGUUGACCUUUCCGUCAUGCGUGCGAAACGCGAGGGCGAGAAAGCGAGCAAGCACUGGAUGCCCAAGGAGAAGACACCAGCGUACCAGGUGAUGAAGCGCAAGAUGGAGGGUGAGAGGCUCGGGCGGCGGUUGCAGGGCUUGCUGGAGCGGACUAGUGCGUAUGCGGUGAGGUGAUGCCGACGGCAGUUCACUGGAUAACUUAUGCACUUCCCCCUUCCGAUGCCUCACACUCUCAGGUAGAUUAUAUCCUACGCAGUAGUUUGCACAUUGUUAUAUACCCUCAUGUCAGUCGUUAUGCAUAUCUGAUCCUGCAUCUGCAU
Fomitopsis serialis is the source of this 3597-nucleotide messenger RNA. Its product is annotated as dynein associated protein-domain-containing protein. The transcript has 21 exons. The coding region runs from base 101 to 3451 and encodes 1116 amino acids. Lineage: Eukaryota; Fungi; Basidiomycota; Agaricomycetes; Polyporales; Fomitopsidaceae. The record is from RefSeq and is a predicted model, not a curated record.